AUGGGAAAAACGCAAAUAUGGGAAAAACGAAAAUAUGGGAAAAACGCAAAUAUGGGAAAAACGCAAAUAUGGGAAAAACGCAAAUAUGGGAAAAACGCAAAUAUGGGAAAAACGCAAAUAUGGGAAAAACGCAAAUAUGGGAAAAACGCAAAUAUGGGGAAAACGCAAAUAUGGGGAAAACGCAAAUAUGGGGAAAACGCAAAUAUGGGGAAAACGCAAAUAUGGGGAAAACGUAAAUAUGGGGAAAACGCAAAUAUGGGAAAAACGAAAAUCUGGGAAAAACGAAACUAUGGGAAAAACGAAAAUAUGGGGAAACGCAAAUAUGGGAAAAACGCAAAUAUGGGACAAACGCAAAUAUGGGACAAACGCAAAUAUGGGACAAACGCAAAUAUGGGACAAACGCAAAUAUGGGACAAACGCAAAUAUGGGAAAAACGCAAAUAUGGGAAAAACGCAAAUAUGGGAAAAACGCAGGUAUGGGAAAAACGCAGAUAUCGGAAAAACGCAGAUAUGGGAAAAACGCAGAUAUGGGAAAAACGCAAAUAUGGGAAAAAACGCAAAUAUGGGAAAAAACGCAAAUAUGGGAAAAAACGCAAAUGUGGGAAAAAUGCAGAUAUGGGACAUUUGCAAAUAUGGGAAAAACGCAAAUAUGGGAAAAACGCAAAUAUGGGAAAAACGCAAAUAUGGGAAAAACGCAGAGAUGGGAAAAUUUCAGGUGUGGGAAAAACGCAGAUAUGGGAAAAACGCAGAUAUGGGAAAAACGCAGAUAUGGGAAAUACGCAGAUAUGGGACAAACGCAGAUAUAGGAAAAACGCAAAUAUGGGAAAAACGCAAAUAUGGGAAAAACGCAAAUAUGGGAAAAACGCAGGUAUGGGAAAAACGCAGAUAUCGGAAAAACGCAGAUAUGGGAAAAACGCAGAUAUGGGAAAAACGCAAAUAUGGGAAAAAACGCAAAUAUGGGAAAAAACGCAAAUAUGGGAAAAAACGCAAAUGUGGGAAAAAUGCAGAUAUGGGACAUUUGCAAAUAUGGGAAAAACGCAAAUAUGGGAAAAACGCAAAUAUGGGAAAAACGCAAAUAUGGGAAAAACGCAAAUAUGGGAAAAACGCAAAUAUGGGAAAAACGCAGAGAUGGGAAAAAUUCAGGUAUGGGAAAAACGCAGAUAUGGGAAAAACGCAGAUAUGGGAAAAACGCAGAUAUGGGAAAUACGCAGAUAUGGGACAAACGCAGAUAUAG
Molecule: messenger RNA, 1233 nt
Organism: Schistocerca americana (American grasshopper)
Lineage: Eukaryota; Metazoa; Arthropoda; Insecta; Orthoptera; Acrididae
Exons: 1
Coding region: 1-1233 (410 amino acids)
Source: RefSeq, a predicted model, not a curated record